AAAAGUACAGGAGCCACUGAGCCAGCUUGUAGUAUAGAAAUGGAAAUAGUACUUUGAAUAUCCAUUUGCGUUUGGUAAAAAGUGAUGGCGGAAAACUAAUACCAGCGGCGACUCUGCUCAGUCUCCGAAUGUCGCAAUAAGCUCGCGCGGUAUUAAUUUAGUCUCCGAUCUGCUGUUGCGGAGGCCGUUCAUCAGCAACAAUGGCCUCCUUCCUCUCUCUCAGAUUAAACCCGAGCAAGCUGUUCUCGCUAAACUCCCCAAACCCUAACCCUAAUAUCUUCUCCGCCGCGCUCUUCCGAACCGCCGCUAACCUCAACUCUCUCGCCAUUCCGAAACCCUCACACCCCAUCUCCCUCCCGUCCGCGUCAGAUCCCACUGCCCUCUCUAAAUUUCUACUACUAUACAAACCCACAAACCCUAAUCCUCUAAAACUCAGAUCCCCUUCCUUUCUCCCCUUCCGAUCCCAUUUCCUCUACAGGAACCAUUCCUCGACCCCGCCGGAGAGCGGCAGCGCCCCCGGAGACGAGACUCCCGCGAGCGGGAGCGGCGGCGGCGAGCUCCGGCACCAGGAGAUCGUGGGCCCCACGGUGGAGCGCGACGUGUCGGCGCUGGCGAACGAGACGCGCCAGGUGCUCGACGCUAUGCGCAAGUCGGUGUACGACCUCAGCUCGGCCCUCGCCGUGCUCGGCCUCGCCCACCUCGGCCUCGGCGCGUGGAUCGCCUACUCGGCGGGGCGCACCGACGACGCGGUCGCCAUACAGGGGCUCGCCGCGUUCGGGUUCCCGUUCUCCUUGGCGUUCUUAAUGCGGCGGACGCUGAAGCCGAUGAUGUUCUUCAGGAAGAUGGAGGAGCAGGGGCGGUUGCAGAUCCUGACCCUCGCGCUCCAGGUCUCGAAGAAUCUGAACCUCUUGUUCCUGAGGACACGUGUCAUUGCGCUGUGCUGCGCCGUUGGAAUUGCGGCGGGGUCUCUGGCCGCGCUGUGGCGGCGGCAAGAUGGGCUCGCCUCAGAAUCUUGAUUAGGUAAAUUUUUUUGCCUUUCCCCCCCUUGUUUUCUAAUAAUGAAUGGUGACAUAGAUGCUUAUAAAGAUGAUGGCUCGUUUGGUAUAUAAAGAAGAUAUGUUAAUCUCAGAGCACUUUGGCUCGGAUUCACGUGUCAAAUUGAUACUUUUGAUAUAUCGUGUAUGUUCCGAAACUUGUGGCAACCACGAAGAAUUUACUUCUGGUAAUUUUGUUUAUUUAAACUGCAUUCAGAUUUGCUGCUAUCCAAAGAACAUCUCUGGUAAGAGAUCUAAAUUUGUUAA
This is a messenger RNA of Ananas comosus (pineapple), 1301 nucleotides long. RefSeq lists its product as uncharacterized. The coding region runs from base 201 to 1016 and encodes 271 amino acids. The record is from RefSeq and is a predicted model, not a curated record. NCBI's taxonomy places the organism in Eukaryota, Viridiplantae, Streptophyta, Magnoliopsida, Poales, Bromeliaceae. The transcript has a single exon.